GACCAGGACAUGGGGAGGCUGAGACAAGAGAAUGCAUUUACUACAACGCCAACUGGGAGCUGGAGAAGACGAACCAGAGCGGCGUGGAGCGCUGCGAGGGGGAGAAGGACAAGCGGCUCCACUGCUACGCCUCCUGGAGAAACAACUCGGGGUCCAUCGAGCUGGUGAAGAAAGGCUGCUGGUUGGACGACUUCAACUGUUACGACAGGCAGGAGUGCGUAGCCACGGAAGAAAACCCGCAAGUGUUUUUCUGCUGCUGCGAGGGCAACUAUUGCAACGAGAAGUUUACCCAUUUGCCUGAAGUCACCGGCCCAGAAGUCAUAUACGAGCCGCCGCCACCAACGCCCUCCCUGCUCAACAUCCUGGUGUACUCGCUGCUCGCCAUCGCUGUCCUCUCCAUGGCCAUCCUCUUGGCCUUCUGGAUGUAUCGGCACCGCAAGCCUCCCUACGGGCACGUCGACAUUAAUGAGGACCCUGGCCCACCACCCCCUUCCCCCCUGGUUGGCCUAAAGCCUCUGCAGCUCUUGGAGAUCAAGGCCAGGGGACGCUUUGGCUGCGUGUGGAAGGCUCAGCUGAUGAACGACUACGUAGCAGUGAAAAUCUUCCCUAUUCAGGAUAAGCAAUCUUGGCAGAGCGAGAGGGAGAUUUUCAAUACUCCUGGCAUGAAGCAUGAAAACCUUUUGCAGUUUAUCGCAGCAGAGAAAAGAGGGACAAACCUGGAGACAGAGCUCUGGCUGAUCACAGCUUUCCACGACAAGGGCUCUCUGACGGAUUACCUGAAGGGCAAUAUUAUCAGCUGGAAUGAACUCUGCCACGUUGCAGAAACGAUGGCCCGUGGCUUGUCCUACCUACAUGAAGAUGUCCCUUGGUGCAAAGGUGAAGGACACAAACCUGCUAUAGCACACAGGGACUUCAAGAGUAAAAAUGUCUUGCUGAAGAACGACUUGACGGCGGUGCUAGCCGAUUUCGGGCUAGCUGUACGGUUUGAACCUGGAAAACCUCCAGGGGACACUCACGGACAGGUGGGAACGAGGAGGUAUAUGGCUCCCGAAGUGUUAGAGGGAGCAAUCAACUUCCAGCGAGACGCCUUCCUGAGGAUAGACAUGUAUGCAAUGGGACUGGUGUUGUGGGAGCUCGUCUCCAGGUGUAGAGCAGUUGAUGGUCCAGUGGAUGAAUACAUGCUGCCUUUCGAAGAAGAAAUAGGUCAGCACCCAUCCCUUGAGGACCUGCAAGAAGUGGUGGUUCACAAGAAGAUGCGCCCCGUGUUCAAGGAUCACUGGCUGAAACACCCCGGCUUGGCGCAGCUCUGCGUGACCAUCGAAGAGUGCUGGGACCACGACGCGGAGGCUCGGCUCUCGGCGGGCUGUGUCGAGGAGCGCAUUGCGCAGAUCCGCAAAUCCGUCAACGGCACUACCUCGGACUGCCUGGUCUCCAUUGUGACGUCCGUCACCAACGUGGACUUGCCACCCAAAGAGUCGAGUAUCUAAGUCCUGGUUUGCUUUUGUCUUUCCAGACUCAGUGGAUUAAAAAGAAAAAAAAAAGAAAAGAAAAAAAAAGAAAGAAAAAAGUUUAAAAAAAAACCCACAAAAAAAA
This is a messenger RNA of Mesitornis unicolor (brown roatelo), 1593 nucleotides long. It is a transcript of the gene ACVR2B, whose product is annotated as activin A receptor, type IIB. NCBI's taxonomy places the organism in Eukaryota, Metazoa, Chordata, Aves, Mesitornithiformes, Mesitornithidae. Gene Ontology annotation, biological process: protein phosphorylation; cellular response to growth factor stimulus; activin receptor signaling pathway. Gene Ontology annotation, molecular function: ATP binding; activin binding; activin receptor activity. Gene Ontology annotation, cellular component: plasma membrane; activin receptor complex. The annotation marks the transcript as partial. The transcript is spliced from 10 exons. The record is from RefSeq and is a predicted model, not a curated record.